Alosa alosa (allis shad) is the source of this 5708-nucleotide messenger RNA. RefSeq names its product C2 calcium dependent domain containing 5 (gene c2cd5). Gene Ontology annotation, biological process: positive regulation of protein targeting to membrane; protein localization to plasma membrane; positive regulation of vesicle fusion. The coding region runs from base 378 to 4091 and encodes 1237 amino acids. The transcript has 31 exons. The record is from RefSeq and is a predicted model, not a curated record. Gene Ontology annotation, cellular component: plasma membrane. Gene Ontology annotation, molecular function: calcium ion binding; calcium-dependent phospholipid binding. Lineage: Eukaryota; Metazoa; Chordata; Actinopteri; Clupeiformes; Clupeidae.
CAUUUUUUAGACUACUGGAAUAUCGUGGAAUAUCGUAGCCUAAAAUAUCGAAUAUACAUUCGGCUAUGUUACCGAAUUAACAUGUUCCGGAAGUAAUCCUACAUUGCUCACUUGACGUUGGUCUGCCGCAAUAUUUACGCCGAGGUUAGAUGUUACUGCAGUCAUCCUGACAACGAAACUACUGAGAAGGCUCUACACCGAUUUGAGACUAAAAUCAUGUUAAGGAGAGGAUAGUCACCCUUCGACACACGUUAUGGGCAUCCAAGGGAGGUCAAAUCGAUGGAUCGCUAGAUUAAACGCUGCGUCUUUUUGCAGCUCUGCUUUAUAACGUUGUGGCUCUGAACUAUUUUACACCAGAUAAACGCAGCAGCAGAAUCAUGCCAGGCAAACUUAAGGCCAAGAUUGUGGCGGGUCGCCAUCUGCCCGUCAUGGACCGAGCGAGUGAUCUCACCGAUGCUUUUGUUGAGGUCAAAUUUGGAAAUACAACUUUUAAAACAGACGUCUAUCCCAAGUCCCUUAACCCUCAGUGGAAUUCUGAGUGGUUUAAAUUUGAGGUGGAUGAUGAGGACUUGCAGGAUGAACCAUUGCAGAUCACGGUGUUGGAUCAUGACACCUACAGUGCCAACGAUGCCAUCGGCAAAGUCUACAUCGACAUUGACCCUCUGCUCUGUAGCGAGGCUGCCACAGUUAUAUCUGGAUGGUUUCCUAUUUAUGACACUAUACACGGUAUCCGUGGUGAGAUUAACGUCCUUGUGAAGGUGGAUCUCUUUAAUGAUCUCAACCGCUUCAGACAGUCUUCGUGUGGUGUCAAGUUUUUCUGCACUACGUCUAUCCCGCGGUGCUAUCGGGCUGUGAUGGUCCACGGCUUUGUGGAAGAGCUUGUGGUGAAUGAAGAUCCAGAGUACCAGUGGAUCGACCGCAUCCGAACACCACGAGCAUCCAACGAAGCCCGCCAAAGACUCAUCUCACUCAUGUCAGGUGAGCUCCAACGUAAGAUUGGGCUCAAGAUUCUGGAGAUGGGGGGGAAUGCGGUGGUGGGCUACCUGCAGUGCUUCGACCUGGAGGGUGAGAGCGGCCUGGUUGUCAGGGCUAUCGGCACCGCCUGCACCCUCGAGAAGCUCAUCAACCCCCCCAGCAAUGCCCAGCACACCGCCAACUCCUCGCCGUCCAAAGACAUCAAGGAAUCUCCAGCGGCGUGUGUGACGUGUGUGUCGGGCUGUCGCUCGAGCCACAGCAGCCCGGUGCACGGCGCGGCGUCUCGUCUGGCGCAGGGCUUCAGUGUGUCCUAUCCCACGCUGCUCUUCUCCGGUACGCUGGGCUCCGGGCGCCCCCCCCGGGCGGCCCCUCGCCCCCGCUGCGCCAACACCCCCCUCUCUCAGGCCCCCGCUGCCAGACAGUGUAGGCCUGUGUUUGGGGAAGAGUGCCCCUCUAACCCCCUCUCCUCCGGACCCUCCACCCCCCUGAGGGCCCCGGCCUUCUCCUUCUCCCCCUCCAAGUCCUACAGCCGCCAGUCCUCCUCCUCCGACACCGACAUCAGCCUCACACCCAAGACUGAAGUCCGUCAGUCUCGUGCCACCUUCUUUCUCUCUCCCAGCUCUCCCACCCUCUCCUCAGUCUCGGCCCCUCCCCUUUCCCCACUCAAACCCCGCCCCUCAGGAUCAGAGGGAACCCCCAGGAGCUCAACUCCUCCCCCCUCACUUGUGGCCCAAUCAGAAGCAGCCACGCUGAGAAAGAGUGUCUCUUUCAGUGAGAACUUGCUUCUGGCAGCCUCUGGAAUGGGCAGUGGGGGAAGUGGAGGGAAGGAGGCUGGGCCUCUCAAGACUCUGCUGAGGCAGCAGACCCAAACAGCUCUGGAGCAGCGGGAGUUCCCUUUUUUCACCCUUACGUCUUUCCCUCCUGGCUUCCUGUUGCACGUUGGUGGUGUGGUCAGCGCCCGCUCUGUCAAGUUGCUUGACCGGAUACACAACCCUGCGUUGGGUAGCGGCAGAUCUUACAAACUGCUAGACUGGAAUAGUUGCCCUGCAGAUGAACCAGAGACACGUGAUGCAUGGUGGGAGGAGCUUCGCCAGGAGAUCAAGUCUCACGCCAAAGCGCUUGGAUGCCACGCGGUAGUGGGGUACAGCGAGUCCACAAGCAUCUGCGAGGAGGUGUGUAUUUUGUCGGCGGUGGGUACGGCUGCAGUACUGAACUGCCGGUUCCUACAGGAUGGUUGUCUGGACGCGCUCACCGAACACAGGUUGUCACGGCAACUGCCCCUCUUUCCCUCCGGGUCAGACAAGGUCGAGUUUGAUUUGGGUAGUUCAGCCUCACUAGGGUGCGAGGAUCUGGCGCCCCCUGGCUGCGGCUUCUGUCACAUUCCCUACGACGAGCUCAACAUGCCGUUUCCAGCCCAGCUGUCCUGUUGCUACUGCUGCCGCAGGGCCAAGGUGCCGGAUGUGCUCUUCACCACCAUAGACCUACCCACGGAGGCCAGCAUUCUCGGCAAGGGCUGCCUCAUACAAGCCAGGUUGUGCCGUCUGAAGAAGAAGGGUCAAGGCGAGGGCAAUGCCACGUGCAUCAGCAGCCUGCUGCCCUUCAUGGAGUACGAGCUGCACACUCAGCUGCUCAACAAGCUCAAGCUGCGCGGCAUGAACGCUCUCUUCGGCCUGCGCAUCCAGAUCAGCGUCGGAGAGAACAUGCUCGUUGGCCUGGCGUCGGCGACAGGUGUGUAUUUGUCUGCACUGCCGUGUCCAGGAGGGAUCCAGAUAGCAGGGAAGGCCCCAGGAGACCUGAGCUACGAGCAGCACGUUUCCAACAUGCAGCGCAAGAUCAAUGACACCAUCAACAAGAACCGAGAGCUCUACCACAUCAACCCCCCUGAGGUUGUUGAGGAGCUGAUUGGCUCUCCCAUCCCUGAGCCUCGCCAGAGGUCCCGCCUCUUCCGCUCGCAUUCCGAGAGCUCAGACGAGCUGUCCGAGAUCGACCUGUCCCACGGCAAGAAGGAUGCCUUCGUCCUUGAGAUUGAUGACACUGAUGCUGUGGAAGACAUUCACUCCCUCCUGACUGAUGCCCAUACUCCUCCAGGAUUCUUCAGUUGUAACACAGAGAUCAUGCCUGGGAUAUACAACUGGACGUCAGGACUCCAGAUGUUUUCCUCCGUGAGGGUGUUCCGCCUGAGCAAUGUCAACCUGACCAAUCAGGGACUCAACAAAAUCUUCAGUGAGUUGUGUGAGAAUUUGCUCAAGAGUCUCUACUUCAAGCUGCGCUCGAUGGUUCCCUGCUGUCUGUGCCAUCUCAACUUCACCGUUGCCGUACCAGAAGACGAACUUAUUCAGGUUGCUGUGACUGCUGUAGCAAUGAGCUUUCACAAAGAUCAGAUUCAGGACAGCAACAAGUCUGGUGAUGAUCGCGCUCCAAUGAAAGUCAUUACUGAAAAUGAGGAGCAGCUUCAGUUUCCUCUGGAGCUCAGUGCAGAGAACCCUCAGCCCCUCAGCUCCGCCAAGAACUCAGGGCCCUCAGACGGCUCCGCUGGUGGCCUGGCUAGAGCUCCCUCAGUUGAUUACAGUUCCUUUGCAGACAGAUGCAGCUCGUGGAUAGAGCAGCUUAGACUGAAAGCUCACACCAUAAGACGCGGAUCAAUAAAGACAACCUCGUCGGCGGAGAGGGCAAGUCCGCUGCCUGAUGGUCGCUCGCGCUCACUGCGCUCUACUCGCUCAUUUCCUGGAAGCACCGUUGCCGUGGUGAAAAUGACUCCACUGUCCUUCAUCCCCGGAGCCAAGAUUGUCAAGUACCUGGGCAUCAUCAACAUGUUCUUCAUCAGGGAGACCACCUCCCUCAGAGAGGAGGGCGGCGUGAGUGGGUUUCUGCACUCGUUCAUAGCGGAGGUGUUUGCCAUGGUCCGUGCUCAUGUGGCGGCACUGGGGGGGAACGCUGUGGUGUCCUACAGCAUGAAGGACUGUGUGUUUAUGGAGAACCCAAACAAGAACCAGGCGCAGUGUCUGAUCAACGUCAGUGGUGAUGCGGUCAUCUUCACCCGAGAAACAGAACUGGAGGCAUCUUCUACACAACCACAGACUGCUAAUACACAAUCCAAUGAAGACACGCCCGCAUAAACUCACCCGCACACACUCGCUCUGGGGUCCUUUGUUUCUGCAUGCUGAGGACCUGCUUGUGUUUUUUUCUCAAAAUGUACAUUCCACUGGAAGAGGCAGCUAGGGUGUCGGAAGAGUUGUUGUGUGUGUGUGUGUGUGUGUGUGUGUGUGUGUGUGUGUGUGAAUGGAUGUACAGACGUGUGUGUGAAUGGAUGUACAGACGUGUGUGUCUGCAACAGGAUAUGCUUUGGCCAAAGUAAGUCUGUCUAGCCUUUGUUGUUUGAAUCCAAUUAUGAUUUGUUUAGCUAGCGUGUUGCUCACGGACAAUCAAGACAAAGCUCUAGCGUCUGAAUCUAUUCAUCAAGUUUCCUUCCAGGGGCCAAACUGCGCUUGGAAAGGUCAUGAGUUUCCCUGCAGUGGCCGCCUCCCAAAGAGCCAAGCACACACCGGGUCACUUGUGUCCAGCCACAUUACCACACUUGUGCAACCCCUUUGCUCACAGCACCAGGGUUGUGUGUGUGUGUGUGUGUGUGUGUGUGUGUGUGUGUGUGUGUGUGUGUGUGUGUGUGUGUGUGUGGCCUUUCUGCCCACAGCAGCAGGGCUGUGUGUGUGUGUGUCUGUAUGUGUGUGUCAGGGGUGACCCUGCCGUCAAGGUGAAGAGCCGUCUUUGAGCAGUCCAGACCCCUGCUGUGAGGGGACAGAACCGGCUCGGCAGAGUCGACAUGCCUCUUGUCAGGAUGAGAAUCCUUCUGAGGCUCUAGAAGCUUGUGGGAUCUCGGUGGGUGGUGAGGGUGUUUUGAUGGUGAAGAGCCCUCCUUUCCUUGAGCAGUGUUUUCAAUGCCCGCACACUCUCUCAGCUGUAGGGGCUUGUCAGUCUCAGCUGUGAGGGGCUUAAGUACUCUGUGUUUUUCUGGGGGGGUUGAAAGGUACUUGAUGAACUGUCUGUCUGUGUCAGUGUGUGAGUCUGAAAUGGUACAGUUUAGCACAGUGCCAGUAGUCCUAAUGUGGUGGUGGUGGGAGGGGUCACUAUGUAGGCCACUAUACUACAUAUUGUAACCCACUGACCAGUAACAACCCUGGCCUGUGUGUGCCAGCCAGUCAUCUCAAAAUGAACCACACAUAUUUUUGAAGAAGCCAUAUUGUUCUCUGUCCUCUCACACACACCAUUUUCUCUGACCAUCACCUUCGACUGAUAUCUCACCUCCAUAUAACCCCAGACAUGCAUGCAAGCAUAGGUCUGCUGUACUACUGACAUCCUUCAAAUCGUGUGUAAAUGCUGGAUUUGUUUUUUUUUAUUGUGUCUUUUAGUGUAGGUGCCACAGAAUCAGUUUGAAACUGAUUUUAUUCACACCAAGGUUUUUUUUUUGUUUUUUUAAGCUUCAGCUUCUAGUGUCUUUCUCUGUGCAUGUGCAUUGCUGUCCAUAGACUGUAUGUGGGGGAUGUAUGUAUGUAUGUAUGUAUGUAUGUAUGUAUGUAUGUAUGUAUGUAUGUAUGUAUGUAUGUAUGUAUGUAUGUGUGUUUGUGUGGAGACGUCCUGUUGAAGACUUGAAUGCUUAGAGUGACUCUGGUCAGCUCUCUCUCAGUCGUCCAUUUCUCUGCCUGAAGACGAAUCUUGCACAAUAAAUAACUAUAAGUAAA